GUAUACAUGUAUAUAUAUACUGUAGGGAAUGCUGUAUCAGUACUUGUAGUCCAAGGCGCUGUGUGUUCACACUAUGAUGUUCCCUACUGCGUUUCUGCUGCUGUCGCUUGUCUCUGUCGUGACGUCAUCAUAUGUCAACGGCUUUGACAAGCCUUUUCGGUUCCGAUGUCGUCGGGGGAAGUCCAUUGCUUCCUGGGAAAGCUAUCAUAGCAACCACCAUGAAGACAGACGCUACAAGUUCACCUGUCAGAAGACACCAAGUCUAUCAGGGAGAUGUCGAUGGCAUGGCUUUGUGAACCAAUUUGAUAAACCGAUAUCUUUCCAAUGCCCCAACAAUGGCGUUAUUAGAGGCGUCAGCAGCUAUCACCACAACCACUUCGAAGACCGACGAUUUAAGUUCCUCUGUUGCUCCCUGAGAGGUAGACAUUUGGUGCGUUGUGCCAAGACCGGCUAUGUCAACACUUGGGAUGAGAGGUUCACCUUCAGAAUGCCUGCUGCACACUUCCUCAAGGGAGUCUUCAGCAUUCACCACAACCAUUUCGAAGACAGGCGCUGGAAGUUUGAAACCUGCUUGAUCCACUGAUGGAAACGUCGUGCCCACAUGUAACCAGUCAAUACAUGCUGCUGUAAAAAAAAGUA
Molecule: messenger RNA, 639 nt
Organism: Haliotis rufescens (red abalone)
Lineage: Eukaryota; Metazoa; Mollusca; Gastropoda; Lepetellida; Haliotidae
Product: hemagglutinin/amebocyte aggregation factor-like
Exons: 5
Coding region: 74-583 (169 amino acids)
Source: RefSeq, a predicted model, not a curated record